Messenger RNA from Musca domestica (house fly), 1484 nucleotides. RefSeq names its product protein valois. Bases 95 to 1198 code for a protein of 367 amino acids. Gene Ontology annotation, biological process: oocyte axis specification. The transcript is spliced from 5 exons. The record is from RefSeq and is a predicted model, not a curated record. NCBI's taxonomy places the organism in Eukaryota, Metazoa, Arthropoda, Insecta, Diptera, Muscidae. Gene Ontology annotation, cellular component: methylosome. Gene Ontology annotation, molecular function: protein binding.
AAAAUUAUCGUGCUCUAAGCAAGUAACAAUACGGCACGGUGUUUUCGGUGUUUUUUUAUUUCAAUAAAAUUAAUUUAAAUAUAUUAAGAAAAAAAUGCUGCCUCUAAGCUAUGGCAAUGUCUAUAAGACACCCGAUGAUUAUAAACCACCCGAUGAUUUAGACUUCGAUGAUACCGAAUAUCCCAAUCUCAAUUCACGCGACUAUGCCAGACGUCCACUAAAUCAUACGGCGCGAAUGCAUGAGGCAUGGGAAUGCCUAAGCAUCAGUACACCGCUCGAGGAGACCAAUGGUAAUGUGGCUGUUUGCUGCAACAAACUAAGUGGGCGUGAAUGGACCGGGACACUCUGGGGUUUUGAAAAGCCAAAUGUUAUCGAAAACAAAAGUGAAUCUAUGAUGCCGGAAAAAUCAUGUUUCAAACUUCAGUGUCCUGCCAUUAUUAACUGUAUGACAUUUGUAUCGCCAAAUAUACUUCUAUUGGCCUUUAAUACCGGCAACCUGCAAGUAUGGUCUACACAUUCCGAAGUAAGAAAAUCCCAGAAUCCCUAUUGUUUGUUUCUAAUUGGCGAGAAAUGUGAACACAUGAAACCAAUAACAUGUCUCACAGGCUUCCAAAGUAAUCAACACAAGGCUGCCACGGCUAGUAAGGACGGUGCAAUUAAGAUUUGGGAUAUGGGCACCGCUGACCUGGUUUCCCAGGGCAGUUUUCGUUUCGCCCACACCGAUGUGAUUACAGGCCUGGCAGCAUCUUGCACAAAGGAAAAUAUUUUUGCAACAUGUUCCUUGGAUAAAUCUUCUUUGAUUUGGGAUGAUCGAGAAACCCGACCGGCUAUUGCUCUUUAUGAAAAUCACAAUGUCCGCUUUACAAAUGUCUCUUGGUGUCCCCAAUCCGAGGACAAUAUUGUGUAUUUGGGAGAUGAGGCCGGUUCGCUGUUAACAAUCGAUGUGAGACAACCCAAAGUAAUACAAAACCAAACAACAUACUUUGACCGUCCCAUAAGGAAAAUUUUACCCAAUGAAGACAACCUAGCUGUGAUUGCCGAUUCAAAUUUGGUCAAGAUUUCCAAAACACCCACCCACUCUGUUUUCUAUGAAAAUAAUGAAACACAAAAUUUCGUCCGUGAUGGGGGAUGGAUUUCCCCAACGGAAUUCUUAACAGUUGGAUUUGAAGGCAAAUUACGAAGUCACUGUAUUGAAUAGAAACUGUAGUCUUUAAGUCUUUAUUUUCCUAUAUGUAGUCUGUUUAAGAUAUAAUAUUUUCCAACUCUGUUGUUUAAUUUUGUUUAUGAUUCGAUCAGACUUCUGUUGAGAAGUUUUACACAUUUUUUUAUCAAGAAAACUACAACAGAAACACGCACACACCUUUCAAGGUUUAAAAAAAAAAAUUAUAUUAAUAAUGGAGAUAUUCGAAAAGCAAUAAAAAACAAUCGAGUUAGUGUCAUUUUGUAUUUGAAGUGAAUAAAACAAAACAUUUAAAAGAAUUAAA